UGCCUGCCUAACAUCUUUGAACUACAUCCAUCUCUGAAGUACUCCGUACCUUUAUUAUACCUCCUCAACAAAUAAACAAACAGACGAUCUUGACGACCAUGGAUGAGGAAGACGCCCCUCCCCAGCUGGUGGAUGUAUCCCAACUGCCGGAUUCUGCGCCGUCGACGUCAGAGGACACUCCGGGUCAAGCCCGCGUGCCCAUAACGCUUGUGACUGGCUACCUCGGAGCGGGCAAAACGACCCUACUGAACUACAUUCUUACCGAGAAGCAUGGGAAGAAGAUUGCCGUGAUCAUGAAUGAAUUCGGAGAUUCCACCGAUAUCGAGAAACCUCUCACAGUGAAUCAGGAUGGCCAGGAGGUGACCGAAUGGAUGGAAGUCGGCAAUGGCUGCAUUUGUUGCUCAGUAAAAGACUCCGGCGUCAUGGCCAUCGAAUCCCUCAUGGAACGCCGCGGCACCUUCGACUACAUCCUGCUCGAAACCACCGGGCUGGCCGACCCGGGCAACAUCGCCCCCAUCUUCUGGGUUGACGAUAACCUGGGCAGCAGCAUCUACCUCGACGGGAUCGUCACCCUCGUUGACGCCAAGAACAUCCUGCACCUGCUGGACGAGCCCACGCCCGAAGAGACUGUCUCUAGCCACAGCGAAGCCAACCAGCACGACCACGACCACGAUCACACCCAUGCAGGUCCGGUCCUCUCCAUGGCCCACAUGCAAAUAUCCCAUGCCGACGUGAUCAUCCUCAACAAAGUCGAUCUGGUCACGCCCGGGGAGCUGGAGCGCGUCCGGGAUCGCAUCGUCUCCAUCAAUGGCGCCGCCAAGAUCCAUGUGACGGACCACAGCAAGACCCCGAAGAUCGAGGGCGUGGUGUUGGAUCUGCAUGCGUACGAUCACCUGGACGAGGCGGUUGACUUUGCGCAGAAGGGGCAUAGUCAUAUUGAUCCGGCAAUCUCAACCAUUGCCCUCACCACCCCCCGCAUCACCCCGGCGCAAGUCCCCCUCGUGGACGAAUGGCUCCGCUCGCUUUUAUGGGACUCCAAACUCCCCAUCGUGGCCCAGAAGACAACGCAAGAAGACUCACCCUCCGCAAAGGAAUUUGAGAUCCAUCGGCUGAAAGGCAUCCUCGCCAUUGAAGACGGUACAUCGCGCAUCAUCCAGGCGGUGCGGGAUGUGUUCGAGAUCCGGGACCCCGAGCCCGCCGAGGACUCCAAGACCCAGUGUAAGAUUGUGCUAAUCGGGCGCGGACUGGGAGAAGAUGCGCUUCCCUGGCAGCGUAACUUCGAGGCGUACAUCUCCAGUGAGACUAGACACGGGGACAAGGUGUAAGAUGGAUAAGAUGCUAUCGGUGUGACGGCGGCGAUACUUCAGCCCCAGUCGAGAGACUGUUUGUGCAGAGAGAGCAAGUGGCGGCAACCAUGUACUGGAUACACUCGAGGGUGAAGAGCCUAAGGCUUAUAAUGUCUAAAACAGAUGAGCAAUGAUACUACGGAACCAAACCAGAAACAACACC
This is a messenger RNA of Aspergillus saccharolyticus JOP 1030-1, 1509 nucleotides long. RefSeq names its product CobW family GTP-binding protein. The record is from RefSeq and is a predicted model, not a curated record. Gene Ontology annotation, cellular component: cytoplasm. Bases 99 to 1325 code for a protein of 408 amino acids. Lineage: Eukaryota; Fungi; Ascomycota; Eurotiomycetes; Eurotiales; Aspergillaceae. The transcript has 6 exons.